Funneliformis mosseae is the source of this 177-nucleotide messenger RNA. The record is from the annotation of a GenBank genome assembly. Lineage: Eukaryota; Fungi; Glomeromycota; Glomeromycetes; Glomerales; Glomeraceae.
AUGAAAUUCUCAACCGUUAUUUUCUUGAUCGUUGCUCUUUUGGCUUCAAUUGCAUUCUCUGCUCCUUCCGAAUUCAAAAGGGAUGAUGACUUUAAAAAAGUUUGUAAAGACAUCGUAUUUAAAAAACCUGUCGAUGGUAUCAUUUAUAAGAUUAAUAGCACCCAAGUCGCAGAUUUU